CCCGAGCACACACGUCAUCGUUAUCGUCCGUCCGUCGGCGCGAUAACUGCGUCUGUGCACUGCAGUUUAAGUAUAUUAUAUCGCGUAGAAUAUAAGCGUGUAAAAUGGCGAUCGCGUCGUCUUCGCGGCUCUUGUUGACGUUGUUGUGCGCGAGUUGUUGCGCUCUGUCGUCGGCCGAACGUUUGCAAAAGCGCACCGUCGUAGAUACCUCGUCGGGAUUUUCCACUACAGGUGGUCACCAACAGCAACCGGAAUACGAUUACGGCGGCGGCGGCGUUCAUCACCAACAGCAACAGCAACAAUUCGACUUCGGCGCGGGGCACGUCCAGCAUCAGCAGCAGCAGCAUCAGCAACAAUUCGACUUCGGCGCGGGCCAACACGCUCAGCAGCAACAGGAAUACGAUUUCGGCGGCGUCGUCGGUCAUAAUCGUCCACCCAAAGUGUCGGUGAUCGAGAAGAACGUCCCAGUGCCGGUGCGCGUGGACGUGGUGAAACCCGUGCGGUACGUGGUAGAGGUACCGGUGGACAAGCCGCGCGCGGUGCACGUGCCCAAGCCGUACCCGGUCAAGGUGGAGAAAGAAGUGCCGUACCCGGUCAAGGUGUACGAGCCGCAGCCGUACCCGGUGCAGAAGGACGUGCCGGUGGCCGUCAAGGUGCCGUACGACCGUCCCGUGCCAGUGCACGUCGACAAGCCGUACCCCGUGUACAAGGAGAAGAUCGUCCGGUACCCCGUGUACAAGCAGGUGCGCGUGCCCGUCAAGGUGCCGUACGACAGGCCUGUGCCCGUGCACGUUCCCGUCGUCAAGAAGGUGCCGUUCCGCGUGGAAAAGCCCGUGCCCGUGCCCGUCAAGGUGCCGUACAUCAGACCGGUGCCGUACAACGUGUACAAAAACGUGCCCUUCCCGUACGAUAAGCCCGUCCCGUAUCCGGUCGAGAAACGCGUGCCGUAUCCGGUCCGAGUUCCGGUUCACGUGCCAGUCCACGUCCCCGUCAAGAUCGAACAACAUCAUCAACAACAACACCAACAACAACCACAUCAUCAGCACCACUACGCUCUACAGCAGCAUCAACCGCAGUCCGAAAAGUUCACCCAGCAAGACGCCGUCGCAGAUUUCGGAGGACAUCACCAACAACAACAGCAGCAACAUCACUUUGUUCCGGACUUUAGUUCGCAACACGGUCAUCAUCAUUCGUCGUUCUGAUCACACGCUCAUCGCCAAUAAUAAUAUUCUAAUCUAUAAUCGUUUCGUAUUUUUAAGUAUAUAUUUUAUUUUUUUACGUAUAAUAUAAUGAUUAUUGUAUAAUAAUAAUAUAUGAUUUCGUGUAAAUAACUACUACCAUAAUAAAUAAUAUAAAAAUAAACCUAAAAAA
This is a messenger RNA of Aphis gossypii (cotton aphid), 1371 nucleotides long. RefSeq lists its product as uncharacterized. The transcript has a single exon. The coding region runs from base 105 to 1202 and encodes 365 amino acids. NCBI's taxonomy places the organism in Eukaryota, Metazoa, Arthropoda, Insecta, Hemiptera, Aphididae. The record is from RefSeq and is a predicted model, not a curated record.